This is a messenger RNA of Penicillium odoratum, 1014 nucleotides long. RefSeq names its product dihydrodipicolinate synthase family protein. Gene Ontology annotation, molecular function: 4-hydroxy-tetrahydrodipicolinate synthase activity. NCBI's taxonomy places the organism in Eukaryota, Fungi, Ascomycota, Eurotiomycetes, Eurotiales, Aspergillaceae. The coding region runs from base 1 to 1014 and encodes 337 amino acids. The transcript has a single exon. The record is from RefSeq and is a predicted model, not a curated record.
AUGUCGCAACUCACUCCCCUCCGACCUGGCGUCUAUGCCCCGACUAUGACUUUCUUCGAUCCCGUCACUGAGAAUCUCGAUGUUGCUUCUAUCCGCCGUCACGCCGUUCGCCUGGCCAAGGCUGGCCUGGUUGGUCUCGUCACUAUGGGAUCCAACGGCGAAGCUGUUCACCUUACAAAUGAGGAGCGCAUGACCGUCACUCGAGAGACCCGAUCAGCCCUCGACGAGGCCGGCUUCCAGAAUGUGCCCGUCAUCUCCGGUGCCAGUGAAAACAGUAUCCGAGGCACCAUCGAGCUAUGCAAGCAGGUCGCUGCUGCUGGCGGCGAGUACGCCCUUAUUGUUCCCCCAAGCUACUACCGUGGCGCCGUUGGCAACGACGAGACUCUGUACGAGUACUUCACAUCCGUGGCCGAUGGCUCCCCGGUCCCUCUCAUCCUCUACAACUACCCUGGCGCCGUCGCUGGAAUCGACAUGGACUCCGAUCUCAUUAUCCGCAUCUCUGAACACCCCAACAUCGUCGGCACCAAGUUCACCUGUGCCAACACCGGAAAGUUGACACGCGUCGCCUCCGCCCUGGGUGCUAUUGUUCCUCCCUCCCCACUUGCCCCCACCCAGCGUGCCGCCCCCACAGUCUCCAAGCCUAACGCCAAGCACCCCUACGUCGCCUUUGGCGGUAUCGCCGAUUUUGCUCUCCAGACCCUCGUGUCUGGUGGUUCUGCCAUUCUGGCCGGUGGUGCUAAUGUUAUCCCGCGUCUUUGUGUGCGCAUCUUCAACCUCUGGUCUGAGGGCCGUCUUGCUGAGGCUAUUGAGGCGCAGCAACAGCUUAGCGCUGCUGACUGGGUUCUCACCAAGGCUGCUAUUCCUGGCACUAAGUCUGCCAUCCAGUCCUACUAUGGAUAUGGAGGCUACCCUCGCCGACCUCUGGCCCGCCUCAGCGAUGCUCAGGCUAAGGAAGUUGCCGAUAAAAUUAAGUCUGCAUUGGAUGUAGAGCUGUCGUUGAAGGAUGUGGUAUAA